Molecule: messenger RNA, 3808 nt
Organism: Orcinus orca (killer whale)
Lineage: Eukaryota; Metazoa; Chordata; Mammalia; Artiodactyla; Delphinidae
Gene: IL1RN
Product: interleukin 1 receptor antagonist
Exons: 5
Coding region: 2241-2672 (143 amino acids)
Biological process (GO): negative regulation of interleukin-1-mediated signaling pathway; inflammatory response to antigenic stimulus
Molecular function (GO): interleukin-1 receptor antagonist activity; interleukin-1 receptor binding; cytokine activity
Source: RefSeq, a predicted model, not a curated record
AGGAACAUUUACCCAGGCACCGCAGUGUGGGCAGGACCUUGACCCCUUGGUCUCACUGUGGCAAGUCACUGCUUUUCUUCAGUAUGUAAGGAUAAUUUUUUUUUUUUUUUUUUUUUUUUUUGCCGUGCCGCAUGGCAUACGGGAUCUUAGUUUCCUGACCAGGGAUCGAACCCGCGCCCCCUGGAGUGGAAGCACAGAGCCCUAACCACUGGACUGACAAGGAAUUCCCUUUAAGGACAAUUUUUGAGUGAUGCUGGUUUAACAGUCGAGGAGUACUUCAUAAGUAGCCUAAGAAAGACAAGUAGGAGAGAACUUAUCCUGGGAGGUGGCAAGCUGCCUUGUUCCCUUACAGCAGGUGUGAUGACCAAGGUAUGCACCCGAUGAUUCAUAAGUGUUCCAGAAAUGAUAAACCCCAAUUCAGCAAAUACUGGAAGUGACAAAUAACCAAGCAGGUUCAUACACAUCGCCUCCUUUAGCCAGCCCCCCCAAAACAAACAAAAACAAUCAACCCCCCAACACAGCCCUCGAAGGUAGACAUUAUUUCUUACAUGUGUUUCAAAGGUGAGUAGGAGCCCUCAACGUCGCACAGCUUGUGAGAACAGAGCAGGAGAUGUGCCUACGUGCCGUUUUGUCCUACCCAGGGAGGUGACAAUUUUUGCAGAAAUGUUUCACUUGCUCUGGAAGAGGAGCUCAUUAACGAUCUGAGAAAUUCAUUCGCAAACUUCCUCUUUAAAACAAUUUUUUAUCGAGGUAUAAUUGACAUAUUACAUUACGUGAGUUUCGGAUGUACAACAUAGUUAUACAAUUAUAUUUUUUGCUUGUGAUGAGAACUUUUAAGAUCCACUCUCUUAGUAACUUUCAAAUGUGCAGUGGACCCUACCUCUCUGACAGAUUUUACCCUCAUUUGGACACAGCCUCUGAUUGGUUGGUUGAAAAUAAAGUCAGACUCCUGCUGUAAUAGGAGACCCCUGGGUGGGAGUCAGGAGACCUGGAUUUCUGGCUACACCUUUGCCAUGGAAGAGCUGUGUGACCUUGGGCAGGUGCCCUCCCCUCUCUGGGUCUUUCUGGGUCUUCUUCAGAAACAGUGCUGGGGUGAGGUAGAAUGAUGCUGAGUGCCCAUCCAGUCCUCAAAGGCUACAGUCUGCGCUUCUGCACUAGCGUUACGUUCUCCUACCAUUUAGAUCAUGUAGGACCCGCUUCACCUCUUUUCUGUCCAUUAAUAGGAAUAUACUUUCUUUUUUCCUAACUGUCUAGAAUGUAGUAAGAAAGGAAGUGAAUGUUUCUUAGUGCUCACUAUGAACCAGAACUUUUGCCUUCCAACCAACCUUCCUUCCUCCCUUCCUUCCGUCCUCCCGUCCUCGUACCUAUGAGAAUGACAUAAUCAACCUCAUUCUGAGCGUGAGGAGAGAGAAGCAGAGACCCAGAUAAGUGACUUGUUCCAGGUCACACAGGUGGCAAACGGCGAGUGCUAGAGGUAGAUUUUUGGAUUCAUUUCCGUCCCACGCUGAGUUCACCCCAUUUUCCCGAGACCAUAACUUCAAAGACGUCGAUAACAGGAAUAGGGUUGGUUUCAAAGCCCCUCUCAGGAAGUUGACUCUAAAACAGGAGGCAGCAAACUUCAGGCCAAAUCCAGCCACCACCUGUUUUUUGUAAAUAAAGUUGUAUUGGAGCACAAUUAAAUUAGCUUGCUGGUGUACAGAUCGUCCAAGGCUGCUUUUCAGCUACGAGAGCCGAGUUGGGUAAUGAUGACGUGCGGCCCCGCAAAUUCUAAAAUGUUUGCUAUUUGGUCCUUAACAGAAUGUUUGCCAGCGCCUGGUCCAGAGUCCAGCAAGGCUGUCCCGCCUUCAAAGAACACAAAGUGACCUGAGUCUGUCACAGGUGCUGGGAGCCCUGCCACUCGACUUCUUAGGAAAGGGGGAUGUUUCUACUCAAACCUGUUUUUGCAACGUCUCAGGAUACCUGUCCGGAAGAUGAAGGGCUUUGGUUUUCAGUGUGCUCUUAUUCCCAGGAACUCCGUGAAGGGGAAAUAAAAAUCUCAAUUUUGGGGAAAUUGCACAGAGGAAAAGGGGAGGGAAUGGGUUACAACAUCCCAUUGCGACACUCAGCAGGGCUGAAAGUGACAACAGCAAGGUUUCUCGUUUUGAAAAUGUGAGGGCGUUUCCGUUUCUCACAGUGGGACAGGGUGGCCGCAGCCUGGUCUUGAGACAGCCUGCUAUCCCCUGGGAAAGAGACCCUGUGAGAUGCAAGCCUUCAGAAUCUGGGAUGUCAACCAGAAGACCUUCUACCUGAGAAAUAACCAGCUAGUUGCUGGAUACUUGCAAGGACCAAAUACUAAAUUGGAAGAGAAGAUAGACGUGGUGCCCAUCGAGCCCCAUGCUAUGUUCCUGGGAAUCCACGGGGGGAAGCUGUGCCUGGCCUGUGUCAAGUCUGGUGAUGAGAUCAAGCUCGGGUUGGAGCCGGUAAACAUCACUGACCUGAACAGCAGCAAGGAGGAGGACAAGCGCUUCGCCUUCAUCCGCUCCGACAACGGGCCCACCACCAGCUUCGAGUCGGCCGCCUGCCCCGGCUGGUUCCUCUGUACCGCGCUGGAGACCGACCAGCCCGUGGGCCUCACCAAUACGCCUCAAGAUGCUGUCCAGGUCACCAAGUUCUACUUCCAGCAAGACCAGUAGCGGUGCUGUUCAGCAUCCCUUGCCCCCCACUCCCAGCACAUCUAUGACUCCAGAGAUGCCUCCCCCUCCCACCCGGGGGCUUGCCAUGGUGCAGUGAGCGCUCAGCGGGGCAGCCUUGGCCGGGGGUGGGGGCGGCCCUCGGAAGGAGGUACGAGAGCCCUGGGAACAGCCUCCUCUACUUACCCAGCCUCUACGAGGCCUCUGCCAGGUCUUUCUAAAGUGUACAUGGGAUCACGGCCCCGAUCAAAGCCCUCAGGGUCGCCUGUACCUUCAGGGUAAAGUCCAGGCACCCUGGCCAGCCCCAGCUCCUCCCUCACUUCCCUUCCAGGCCCCAGAGCCCGCAGGCCACUCGCUGACCUCCCCCCAAGGGGCUCCAUUCCUCACUUUGCAAACUGGUGCUUUUCCAAGGGCAAGAAUUUUAGGCUCUGUGGCAAAAUGGAAAACAAGCGUUUCCUGGUUUUUUUUUUUUUUUUCAUUAAGCCAGCUUUGAGAGAGAGUCCUUUAUUUGGAGAUGAUGUCCUUUCUGGAAGGGGGUGGAAGAUUAAAAUAUCCCCUUGUUUAGGAAAUGAUGGUGAAAGGAGGUGAUAGCUUUUCCUCUUUGUCUUUCUUGUUUUUGUGAUGCCCUGAUCUGUAAAAAUGAAAAAUUAGUGGACUAGGUUGGUCCCCUAGUGUUUUUCUUUGUGGAACAUUCCUAUAAGUCUAGACCACCCCCCGGCCCAGGCCCCGCGCGCCCUGUCCACUGCAGACCUCCUGCAGCUGCCUGCAGUGCUGUCCCCUUCCCUGCCCUCCCGUCAGAAUCCCCCAGCUCCCAAGACACAGCACAAAUGUGGCUUCUCCGGACCUCCCGGGAGGAAUGAAUCGCUCCUUGACCAUUUUAGCACUUCCGACACCCUGAGACUUGUUUGGAAGAUGUUGUGCCUCUGUCUGUCUCCCCACCAUCCUGUGAGCCCCUGAGAGCAGGGACCUUGACCCCCCCCCCCCACCGACGUCUUAGGUCUCUGCAGGGCCAAGCACAUGGCCUGGCCCUCAGUAGGUGCCCUCAGUGAACGUGUGUUGUAUGUGUUGAGUGGAAAGUUUCCUACUCCCUGUGACCUGAGCUUUGUUUUACAAUAAAACCUUGAAAACUUGAAAACUCA